This is a messenger RNA of Mycena indigotica, 1851 nucleotides long. RefSeq names its product SH3-domain-containing protein. Lineage: Eukaryota; Fungi; Basidiomycota; Agaricomycetes; Agaricales; Mycenaceae. Gene Ontology annotation, biological process: cytoskeleton organization. The record is from RefSeq and is a predicted model, not a curated record. Gene Ontology annotation, cellular component: mitotic actomyosin contractile ring, proximal layer; cell division site; cytoplasmic side of plasma membrane. Gene Ontology annotation, molecular function: protein binding; phospholipid binding. The transcript is spliced from 5 exons. Bases 1 to 1851 code for a protein of 616 amino acids.
AUGCCCGUCGCGGUCGCGCUGCCCUCCCCCGCGCCGUCGCCCACGCCCUCUCCCUCGCCAAUGCCUGGGCGAAGACACUCUAAUGGCGGUGGAGAUGACCGGUUCAUAGGCGACGUGAGCCGGGACUUUUGUAAUGCGUUUUGGGGCGCAGCAGACGCGGGGGUCAGUGUGCUUUUCGGGCGGCUAAGAGGGGCGAUACGAACGACAGAGGAACUGAGGCUGUUUUGGCAGCAGCGGGCAACGAUAGAAGAGGAAUAUGCUGGCAAGCUGACGCAGCUCGCGCAGAUGAGGGUUGGCAGGGACGAAAUCGGCGACCUGCGCAGCGCCUUGGACACAGUGCUGUUCGAAACCGCCCAGCAAGGGACACACCACCUUCACUUGGCCACACAGCUGCGCACCGCCGUGGGGCAGCCAACAACGGAUCUCCUUACCCGGCAGAUAACACAUCGGAAAGACCGGUUGACCCCGCUUGAGCAGCGCUUUACCGAUAAACAGGUCAAGGAGCGCGAACUGACUCAGGCAAAGGAAAAGUACGCCGACGAGGCGCUCAAGGUGGCGCAACUCCAGCAAAAGGAGCAGCCGCGCACCCUAGCAAGUGGACACCAGGACGCAGAUUUACGCAGAGCACAGCUGGCGGUGCACGUGGCCGAAAGGGAGGUGGCCAAUUUGACGGCGGCGAUGGCGGAGGCGGGCGAGUGGGGUCCGAGCUGGGAAGAUGAUUGGAAGGAGUUCUGCGACGCGAGCCAGGACAUGGAAGAAGAAAGGGUGGAGGCAACGCGGGAAGUGCUGGAGGAGUAUGCGGAGGCGAUCUCGGGGGUGUGUACCGUUGACGCCGAGUCGUCGGCCCGAAUACGUGCGACGCUCGAUCAGCUUAACGCAGUCCUGGAAGUCGCCACAUUUGUGCAGCAGUGCGCCACGGGGAACACACUGCCCGAUCUGCCUAUCCACAUUCCCCUUCACAAUCUGCGCGAUGGGUCGGUGUCACCACAACCGCUCCCUCCACGGACAGCGGAUUAUACGCGGACGAUAACGCGCUACCAGCACCCGUAUCCCUCUCCGCAGAGCCAGCAGGGAAGAAGGAAGAGGCCAAGGAGUGACACGAUUGUCCCGGCUCAGCCGGUCGUGCCGUUGACGCCACCACCCUUACCCAGCCCUCCGCUCGCUUCGCAAACUGACUCGUUAUCCGCCAUGCUCACUGGGGACGGUCUACAUUCCCGACCCACAACACCUACACCGUCAUUUUCGCCAUCAACGACUACCAGUACUGAUGCCUCGCCCCCCUUGACAUCCAGCCCGCCACGCGGCCUCCAGCCCAUCCUCAUCCGCCCGCUUCCACACGUCGCACUUGCCACGCCAGGUCCGGACGCUUCUUUCCCCUCCACCAUCACUGCGCCAGCAUCAUCCAUCCCAGUCCCGCCGUCACCACGCCCGCUGCCGCCGCCCACACCCAGCCUGCCCAGAAAAACGAGGUCCCCGCUGCCGCCACAAACGAGACGGAUAUCCGGGCCGCUGCCGCUGCCCCCGGUUCGGUCUGCUUCUGCACCGACGACGGGGCUAGGGACGUCGCCGACUCCGCCGAUAGGUGGCCCAGUUUCGGCGCCGCUGACUCCACUUCCGGCGGAUGAUACCGACGCCGAAACGCGCUCCGACGGCGAGCCCAUCCUAUUCUACGUCCAGGCGCACACCGCAUAUGCCGCCGCCACCCCGACCGAGCUUGACCUCGAGCCGGGGGACAUCGUCGCGGUCACGGCCACGCCCGCGGACGGCUGGUGGGCCGGUGCACUCCUGGACGAGAGAAGAAAGGAGGAGGGGAGGAGGCUGUUCCCGAGCGGGUGUGUGGAGCUGUUUUAG